AUGGAGAGUAGUAAAGCAGUAAACCAUACGUCAUACUAUACCGAAAACGAAAAACACAAGAACCAGGAUCUGAGCAUCGGUAACUUUACGAUUCGCGAUCAAGGAAUCGGUGAAGAUAUCGAAAACAGCCACGGAAGCGGUUCAUUCGAAGACACAGAUACACUGAAAGCCGACGUUAGGCGUUUGGAUUGCACGGGAGGGGGUAAUGGAGCAUUUUGCAGAAUCGUCGACAGAGACGUGAAAUUCGGCGACCGGGGUGAUGCAGGUGCAGGUAAAACGGAUGAGGUGAAAAUGAAACUCGCGGACGUCACUAAAAAAUGUGGCCAAGUCGGUGGCACUGUCGGCAACAGUGUUAAAAAACGAUCGUCCUGCAGGACGACAUCCGAUGCGAUAAAAAUCGACUGUCAUUUGUUUAAAAUUGAAAUUUCCAACGUCGUUGCGGAACUCGUCACCGCCAUGGACGGAUGUCUGUGCCAAUAUAUAUGCAAGAAAGCAAACAUUCAAAAGAUGACCGUCUCGUUCACGUAUGGGAAAUCCAACGACCAGAAAUUAUUUAUUUACGGCAGUGAGAAAGGGGUGAGGUACGCGAUGAAACUAUUGAAACGAAUUAUCAUGUCGAAGAAUGUACGAGGGUCCCGUGAAAAAAAUACAGUGUUUGCUCGGCCCAAUCAAGUGAUAGAAGAAUAUGUUCCACAAUAG
Molecule: messenger RNA, 699 nt
Organism: Macrosiphum euphorbiae (potato aphid)
Lineage: Eukaryota; Metazoa; Arthropoda; Insecta; Hemiptera; Aphididae
Source: the annotation of a GenBank genome assembly